AAUCGGAUCGGAUCGGAUCGGAGUUCUUAGGUUGAGUUGAGGAAGUGAGAAAGAUCUUUUUCAGUUUCAGUUAAAGUUAAACAGGCAACACACACACGCACGCACACACACACACACACACACUUCUGCAUCUUCUCAAACACUCCCACUCUCUCUUGCUCUCGCUCUCUCGCGCUCUCUCCGCUCUCGCGAUAUAUAUGUAUAUAUAUAUAACUGUGUAUUUAGUAUGAGCAGCUUUGUACAAUAUCGUGGUCGUUGUGAAAGUGAGAAUGUGUCAGUAAGCCUUUCAGUGGAAAUAAGGCGCAGCUGCGGCAAUAAGAUGAAGAAAGAAGAAUGGCCACCGGAGAGCCAACUAUUGGAUGGGCUAGGCUAUUUUCCGCAAGCGAUUUGUCGCCGUUUUCGCCCGAAAAGUUCGAGGCACAUCAUCUGAUGUUGAUGGUUUUUCCCAAACUUAGCGCUUAUUUUUACCGGCACACGGCGCAAUCUGUUUGCAUUUGGACUGGGUACGAACUUGUACGGUACAGCGAUAGAACAACAUAUCCGACGGAUAACGACGAACGGAAUGGUGGAUGGUGGAUGCGGAUGUGGAUGGAAAUUCGGUACGAGAAGAAAAAAAACCGCAAUUCGAUUAUAUCUUCUGCCUGGCGUUUGUUUUAA
Molecule: messenger RNA, 657 nt
Organism: Drosophila teissieri
Lineage: Eukaryota; Metazoa; Arthropoda; Insecta; Diptera; Drosophilidae
Exons: 2
Coding region: 334-657 (107 amino acids)
Source: RefSeq, a predicted model, not a curated record